Messenger RNA from Mercenaria mercenaria, 1881 nucleotides. RefSeq lists its product as uncharacterized. Lineage: Eukaryota; Metazoa; Mollusca; Bivalvia; Venerida; Veneridae. Bases 1 to 1881 code for a protein of 626 amino acids. The transcript has 2 exons. The record is from RefSeq and is a predicted model, not a curated record.
AUGGAUGCAAACAUCGAUGAACGCGUUGAGCAGAAGUUACGAGAGCACAGAUCGUCUUUGUUGACGGACAUGGAGAAAAUAAUAACUAAGAUAAGUGAUAAUAAUGCUCAAAAAUUUUCAAAUUUAUUAAAUGCUGGAAUUCCAAAAUUUAAGAGAAAGUCAAACGAAGAACAGUACAAGUACAAUAGCAAAGUAGGCGUAGCUUUGGAUGAAGCUGAGUCAUUGUUAUCUGACGAAAAAACGGACGAAUAUAGUAGGAAAAUAGCAGAAGCAAAAGACCUGGUUUUACACCGGCAAAAGUUAAUACGACUGGCUGACAAUUCGGAAUUGGGAUGGAGAGUCGUACACGAGUACGAAUGUAAUCCUCUUGCCGACAACUCGGAUGACGAAAAGCGUAUGAUGCAGGCCGAAUCAAGGGCCAAUCGAAAGUUCAAGGCAGAGAAGAAGCGUUCGACACGCCGAUCUUGGCCAUACAGGAGACCCACGUCUACCGUCACGGCUCCACAGGCGACAGAAGCAUCGAUCACGCCCACGCAACCUAGACGUCCCGGGCUUUGUUUUGAUUGUGGCAAGCCCGGACAUUGGAAAGGAGCGCCGGAAGGCGCAGCAAAGACUUCCAAUAACAAGAUGAGUAUAAAUUUGUUAUGUACAUUAGAUCAGAAAAAUGACGGGCAGUCUAAAUUUAUGGGUCCGGAAGAGCCCACUGAAACCUUAUCUCCUGUAGGUAGGUUGAAAGAAAAGUAUCAUAAAUGGAAAGAGGCAACUGGAAGUGAUUACAUAUUGAAUGUUAUUGAUAAAGGAUAUAAAUUACCCUUUAAAACAAUUCCGGAAGGAGCAAUACUUAAAAAUAAUCGUUCAGCGAGAGAAAAUGUUUCGUUUGUAGAGCAAGAAAUUCAAGAUUUAUUAGAUAAAGGUAUAAUAUCAAAAUCAGAAAAAACACCAAAGGUAGUCAACCCCCUCACUGUAGCUAUAAAUAAAAAAGGGAAAAAGAGAUUAGUUUUAGAUUGCAGAUAUAUAAAUCCCCAUUUACACCAAUUCAAAAUUAAAUUUGAGGAUAUAAAAAUAGCAGAGAAAUUAUUCGAAAAGAACUCCUUUUUAUUUACAUACGACUUAAAAGGAGCGUAUCAUCAUAUUGACAUUUUUGAUGAGCACAGAACUUAUCUAGGGUUUUCGUUCCCUGAGAACGGGUCCAAAAAAUAUUACGUGUUUAAUUCUUUACCAUUCGGAAUAAAAACAGCUGGGCACAUAUUCACAAAACUGUUGAGAAUAGUUGUUUCAUAUUUGAGAUGCAAAGGACACAAAAUCAUUAUGUUUUUGGAUGAUGGUAUAGGCGGUCAUAACUCUCUUAUGAAUGCAAUCACUUCCAGUGAUUAUACAAAACAAACUCUCAUUGAUUUUGGGUUUUUACUAGCACACGAGAAAUGCGAAUGGGUACCGAAACAAAAGGUAACGUGGCUUGGUCAUGUGUUAGAUAUGGAACAUAAUCUAUUGUUCAUUACUGAAAAUAGAAUACGGGGAUUAGAGUCUUCCAUAGAAUCUCUUAUAUAUCAGGUCAGUAUAUCAAAACAUAAAUUAGUACCUGUUAGAUAUCUCGCAAGUGUCGUAGGACAGAUCACUUCUGUACAAAGUGUCAUAGGUAACAAAGUACGGCUUUUAACCAGAUAUUUAUUUAAUUGUAUUAAUUCUAGAGCCAGCUGGAAUGCUCCAGUAAUGAUCACAGAAAACGCAAUUGACGAAUUACAAUACUGGAGACAAAACGUACGUUCUUUAAACAAAAAUGGUAAAAACAUUGAUAAGAAAGAAAUAUGCAUGUAUAACGUGUUUGCAGAUGCAAGUCAGUUAGGCUACGGAGGGUACGUAGAAUUGAACAACACUAGGUGA